Molecule: messenger RNA, 2422 nt
Organism: Trichomycterus rosablanca
Lineage: Eukaryota; Metazoa; Chordata; Actinopteri; Siluriformes; Trichomycteridae
Gene: igsf8
Product: immunoglobulin superfamily, member 8
Exons: 6
Coding region: 15-1853 (612 amino acids)
Cellular component (GO): membrane
Source: RefSeq, a predicted model, not a curated record
GCUCUCACAGCGGGAUGGCACCGUGGAGGACAGUUCUCGUUGCUCUGCUGUGGGAAUUUCAGUAUGUUGUCUGUCGAGAUGUCAGUCUUCCUUCUGGCCCCCUCUACCGUGUAGCAGGGUUUUCCCUGUCUUUACCCUGCACUGUUUCAGGCUAUGAGGGUCCAAGGAAACAGGACUUUGAGUGGUUCAUGUAUCGAGAGGAUGCGGCAGCACAGCAGAUCGGGGUGGUGUCCACACGAGACAGAGGCUUUUCCUAUGCCCUGUACCAGGGCCGAGUGCAAUCAGGCGAGAUUCGAGUGGAGAGGGACUUGGACAACAAAGCCAGAUUAGUGAUCCAGAGGCUCAGACCAGAAGAUCAGGGACGCUAUGAGUGUUACACCCCAAGCACUGAUUCACGCUACUUUGGGAAUUACAGCGCAUCUGUGGUUGUUAAAGUCAUGCCAGACACUCUGCUGAUUACCCACUCUCGGAUUCUGAAUGGCCAGUCCCUCACAGAGGGGACAGAGCUUCAGCUGAAAUGUGCAGUUUCUGUCCAGUCGGUGGAGCACACACACCUGUCUGUUGUAUUUGGGAUGCGAGGCACCAAAGACUCCAGCUCUCAGGGACACAACCUAAAGGAAAUCAUCUCUUUCGACCAUGAGCUACGUGUGAUACCUGGGAGGGGUGGUUCUUAUGAAAAGAGGUACAAUGAUGGUGAGAUUUCUCUGGAAAAAAAGAGUGGAGAUGAAGAAAGGGACUUAUACAUCCUGAAGAUUAGCAGGCUAGCUGUGCAGGAUUCAGGUUCUUAUUUCUGUGAGGCCUCACAGUGGAUCCGUGAUCCAUCAGGCCAAUGGGAACGUAUCGCUCAGAGGACCAUGGAGCUGGGAAAUCUUUCUGUCCAACCACUAGCGGAGACACUAUCGGUGAGCACAGUGCCAACGAGUGAGGUGACCCUGCAGCCCGGCUCGCCUCUCAACCUCAUGUGCCAGGUGUUGGGUGCCGGCGGGUGGAAUCGCUCGGCUUUACUGGUGCAGUGGUUGCGACAUGGCCUAGCAGGAGGGGUGGAGGUUGAGGUCGCCCGUAUGAGCCCCAACGGAGUGGUGAGCUGGGGGGAUGACACCAGCAGUGGAGGAGGGGGUAGCAUGGAAAAGGUGUCUGAGGGGAAAUUCUCCCUGCGACGCUUUUCUGCCCAACCUGCUGAUGCUGGACUGUACCGCUGUGUUGUGAGCAUGUAUGCCGGGCAGCUCAGUCCAGCGCCAUCAAGCCCUGUCACAAUCACUCAGAGGUCCGAGGAAGUAAUGGUCAGCGUCAAGACUAAAGCGGUCAGUGUAUCGGCUGUCGUUGAAUUACCACGUCGACCACUACUGAAGCAUGGGAGCACCAUCGUCUUGCUCUGUAACGUCUCAGUGGUGACCACGGGCUCCAGCAAGGUGGAAGUUCAGUGGCAGCACAAGAAGGAGGUGGAAGGGAAAGAGCACAUGCCCCCAGUGGACGCCCAAGGCCGUAUCCUGGCGACUCUAACCUAUGAUGGAGUGUCUCGCAUCUACACUAAUGAAAGUGAUGUGAGCGUCGAUCGCAUUUCUGACAGAACCUAUCGCUUGCGGAUUUUUUCAGCACAUGAGAGUGACCAGGGGUAUUACCAAUGCCUGGCUGAGGUGUGGGCAGAGAACCCCAAUGGAGGCUGGUACAGCACUGGUACCAGAGUAGAGUCAGCAAUGAUACGUGUAUAUCUGUAUGCACGAGCUGCUGACCUACUCCUUAUACCCUUGGUGGUUGGUAUCUCGUCUGCACUGUUUGUUGGAGGUGUCAUCGUUGCCAUGGUGACUUGCUGUUUCAUGAGAAGUCUGGCAAAGCAGCGCUCCCAAAGAAAGUAGGAACUGUCAGAGUUUGCUCUGGUAGGCCAGUGAAAGAAGGGUAUGGAUGCAUGCUGUGAAUAUAAACUGGAAUUAACCCUGAUAGUGACUGUUUAAAGCUGGUAUUACAGUGCACUUCUACUUUAAAUAACAGGGACAGCAAUGUCAUUUCAUUCAUGCACUCAACAUGUACAAUUACAUUUUGGUACUUGGUGGACGUCUUUAUCCAGAGUUACUUAAGUUGUUACAGAAUACAGUUCAAUCAUUUGAAGGUUAAUGGCCCAAAACUGGCUGUGUUGAGGGUUGAACCAGUAACCUUCUAAUAACUAGUCCAGCACCUUAAAUGCUAAGUUGAUUCUGCCCACAUCGUCCAUGCUGAUUGUGUAAGGUAAUAUUCAGUUAACGUUUGCAAGCUGUUUGCUUCUUUGUCAAACUGGGCUGCAUUUUGUCUAGUUAUAGGUGUAAAGCUGGGACCAAAACCCAGUGUCAAUGUUGCUGUUUUUCUAAGGGAUUAACCACUUGGUGGUGUUUUUGUGUGUAUAAUUUGGUGUGACAUGUUUACCAUAUUCCCAAUUUGUUUUGUAAAAUAU